Molecule: messenger RNA, 1592 nt
Organism: Solanum lycopersicum (tomato)
Lineage: Eukaryota; Viridiplantae; Streptophyta; Magnoliopsida; Solanales; Solanaceae
Source: RefSeq, a predicted model, not a curated record
GAGCAACUAACUUAUUAUUUCACAUCUUCCAUACUAUCAAAAAUCAAAUUUGAGAAUUCUAUUUUGGUUAAUCUGGUAAGUGAAAUUAAUCACCCGAUUAUUUGUUAUCGCGAAUUUUAACCUUUUAAUUAGAGUUAUUACUUACUUUUACGUUUUCUCUAGUAUUGAUAUGGCAGUAAUAUCUAUUCCUAGUAGCACCACAAUGUUUCCAAUGCCUCAACAAGUAUUGAGACAAAAUAAAGAGGUUGUUAUGGCUGAGGAAAUGGGUUGCGCUAGAAUGCUCACCUUGAAUCGGCCUGAUAAUUUAAAUUAUAUAUCAGCCAAAGUGGCAUUAGCACUCGGGCAGAACUUUGAGAAAUAUGAGAAUGAUGAUAAUGCUGAUUUUGUAAUCAUCAAGGGGGCUGGUCGUACUUUUUCUGGUGGUGGAGACUUACAUAUGUUCUAUGAUGGACGAAACACAAGGGAUUCUUGCAUUGAAGGUACUUAUAGAAUGUAUUGGCUUUGCUACCACAUUCAUACUUACAAGAAACCACAUAUUGCUCUUGUUCAUGGAAUGUCAGUGGGUGGGGGUGCAUCCUUGAUGACUCCAAUGAAAUUCUCCGUCGUUACUGAGAAAGCGUUUAGUUCUACUCCUGAAAUAAAUAUAGGGUUCCAUCCAGACUGUGGCUUUUCAUAUAUGCUUCCGCGUCUUCCAGGCCGACUAGGGGAAUACUUGGGCUUAACAGGAGAAAAACUAAGGGGUAAAGAAGUGGUUGCUGCUGGACUAGCCACUCAUUAUGUUCCUUCACAGAAAUUAUUUCAGUUGGAGAAGCGUUUGGUGAGCCUAAAAAAUGGUGAUGAGGAUACAAUUAGAUCAGUCAUCAAUAAAUUUUCCUCAAAUAUUCAAAUUGACGAAAGAAGUAUCUUGAACAAGUUGUCCAUAAUCAAUGAGUGUUUCUCUAAGGAUUCUGUGGAGGAAAUUAUUGAGUCAUUUGAAGCUGAGGCAAGCAAAAAAGGAAAUGAUUGGAUUAUGCCAGUACUUAAAAGACUAAAGAAAGCAUCUCCAACAUCAUUAAAAAUAACAUUGAGAUCGAUACGAGAAGGAAGAACACAAACUAUAUCUGAAUGUUUGAGGAGAGAAUUUAGAAUUUCAAUGAACAUACAACGAACCAUAAUAUCUGGUGACUUUUAUGAGGGCAUAAGGGCUCAGGUAAUUGACAAGGAUAAGUCUCCAAAGUGGAACCCUUCAACUCUUGACAAAGUGCUUGAUGAUCAACUUGACCUAAUCUUCAAGCCAUUUGAAGAUCAUGACUUGGAACUUCAAAUUCCUGUUGAUGAAGAAGAAUUAUACAGGUUUGAAUAUUGGAGUGAUCAUAUAUCAGUUGCAUUUUAUCCAACAAUAGAUUUUGCAAUAUAUAUAUUAUUAUUAUUUGAUAGCCAUUAAUCUUGCAUAUAUUUGAUCUAAUAAUUAACAGGUGGAGAGGAAAAUAUGAAAAAUUCCAGCUAUUCUCAUCUCAACCAAGUGAACGUCAAAAGGCACUCCGAUCAGUGUCGUCUCGUGAAAGUGUCUUUGUAUAACUUGUUUUUUGUUAUUAGUAACAUACAACAAAGUA